GCAAAGUGCAUGCACAUUUCGGCCUUGUUUGUCCCUAUAUUAUGCAAAAUUACAUGUAUAACUUUUCCGUGCUAAAUAAGUACUUAUUGCGAAAUUGAGUAUUUGCCAAAUAACUAAGUUUACAAGUGUUUCGCUCCUACUUACUCCGUCUUGAAUAGCAACAUGAGGAUAUGAUUGUACUUUUGUUACCUCCAAAUUGCUUGUUGUCCACGACAAAGGAAUUGUGAAGGCAGGGAAAUAAAACCUAGGUGAAAAAUAGCCGAAAUUGAUUUUCACUGUGACCAUUUCUUAUUCGGUAUCCAGUUUCGGUGGCAUUUUGUUUUUCUCUUCAAUUUAUUUCAUUCCAUUCCAUUCCAUUCGGCCGUUAAGAGGGAAAGUGGACGUUCAUGUUAAAUAGGAGAGAAAGCAAAAGAGUGUGUGGUUUGGUUUGUUGGGCAUGAACGGCGCAGUUAUUUUUAGCAGCGGUUAGAUUGAGAAGAGUAAUUACUUUAAUAGUGCGAGAACUGGUGGGUGUCAGUGUUGCUAUUUUGGUCUAGCUGCAUAUUAAAGUUGGAAGAAGUGGACUGGACUAGUGUGACUCGACGGGUCGGGGAGUGAAGUUGUGUAACAGUGACAGUGUCUCAAGUAGUCAUUGAUUGACCACAGUCUGUGGUCAGAUAAAUGACCAUGAUACAUCCCAUGGCAGAUCCCAUCCGACCCAUAAUGGAACAGCCAGAAAAGGACAAGGAUAACUUACUCCUCUCACCAACAAGUCAUCAUAAACCUCCGAGACGAGGGAGCCAAGGGAGGAUGGCGAGACCGGAAGCAAAUUGGGGAAUUGAAGAAUCUCUUCGAGGCGUAACUCACCUUUUCAUAAAGCAGUCCGUCAUGUCAGCCGAAUUCUUUGUAAACGCUUUGAACAAGUACGAAAUCCUGAACAGUAAUGGACAACGGGUUUUCUUAGCUGCGGAAACGACAGAUUUUCUCACCCGGUUGUGUUACGGGGGUUUCCAACCGUUCAAUAUUUCCGUGUACAAUUCCAAACCAAAUGUCACACUCGGACCAAAGAAUGAAAAGAAGUCGAAAAGUUUUUUGGAAGUCAUGAACAUGCAUGGGGUACCUGGAAUAUGCACAAAUCCUGGGCACAUAACCGUAACUGAUGGGACAAACCCGUUAGGAAGCAUACAACAAUUACAGAAGUAUGGGUCUCCUCUUUACUCUGUAAGAACCACGACGGGAAACGAAAUUUUGCAAAUUAGAGGUCCAGAUAUCGGGAGGUGUUGCUUUGGCUGGAGACCACUCAUUUCUUCCUUAGAAUUCGAAAUAAUUGAUCCGAAAGAUGAAACGAUGGUGGGGCGGAUAAUGAAGCAGUGGGGCGGUUUCGCAAGGGAAUUAUUCACAAAGGCGGACAUCUGGGGGCUGAAGGUGCCACCGGAUAUGGACACGUCGACGAAAGCUCUCCUCCUGGCGACAGUCUUCUUAAUCGAUUUCCAAUAUUUCGAGAGAUAAGUAGCCGCAGUCAGUAGCUGACGACGAAAAUAUUAAAGUUUAAUGCUCUUUGUGUGUGUUUGUAGCUCGUACAUAUUUAUUAAAGUGAACUAAAAAAUUACAUGUAUUCUGCGUGGGUUGGUUGGUCCAUGUAUUGUUUGGUUUGUGGUUCACGACGAUGUAAUUUAGAGCGUGCAAAAUUUCCAUAAUAAACUAAUUUCAUUUCAAAUUGAGUAGUUAUAAUAAUUAUUGCAAAUUAGUGGUAACAAUGAGUGGGAAUGAGUCAAUCCUAUAAGUGCAUAGUUAUAUAGUGGCACCUAAAUACUCUACAUUGCAAUUUCGUUGAGGAUUUUUUACCACACAAAAUAUCAUGUCUUGGCGUAAGAAUCGCAGAAUUUCUCCCGUAUUUAUCGGAGAACCGACCUUAUCUUGGGAGUAUCUUCCGUACCACAUUAGCACGCGGGAGGAAGGCGAGUAUUAAUAACAAAAAUAUCCAUUUAUCAAUUGAUAACAUCAUCAUAAUUAUUUAACGAUUUAGAAUCCCUCAUUUCACACAAAUCUAUAAAAUGUCCUGUUGAUUUAAAAAGUUUACUCUUUGUGGAGCACGUGUUCGUUAAGAAGGUGUCUUCCACUUUCUGGAUGGGUUGUUUCAGGAGAAGGAAAAAUUUCAAAAUCACCGACACUCGAGGAUCAACUUUAUUCAGUGUGAUAAAAUUUGUGGAAAAUUUCUCGUUCUGCCAAAGCGGAAAGUUUCCGAUACGGUACAACUUUUACUCGGAGCCAGAUGUCAGACUUAUCUUAACACUACGUGGACAUCCAGGUGUAUUUGGUGGCGGUGCGAAUUUGUCCACUAAACUCGUCCAAUCCCACGGCAAACUUCAUUUGGGAGAAAUAGUUCAGGAGAACCGUUAUUGUGACCCCAUUUUUACCCUGCUGAACCCCGAAGGCUUUAGAACGCUGAGCAUCCAAGGCCCCGAGGACGGAAAUUGUUGGGGUGUGACAAAAGACGCCGAAUUCAAUCUGUGUCAACACCACAUGGAUGAAACGGAGACGGAGAAAGUCGUCGUGAUUGGGAAAUUGAGACGGAACUAUAAAGUAAAACUAUCAGACUUUACAAAGUCGACCUUGGACAACAUGGAUAUUGGGACGAGGUGUAAAUGGUCGGUAGAAUUCCCGAAGGAUUUGGACCCGGUUCUGAAGGCGAUCGUGCUAAGCGGAUUAUUUCUCAUGGAGUCACAAUAUUACUGAAAAUAUUCAGCUAAAGUAUUCACUUGGAAAUUGUCCAGCUCAGGAAAUUUUUAUAGCCGAAUAAAAUGCAGACUGCGAACUAUUGUCAGAUUCCAGACACUUUA
Molecule: messenger RNA, 2819 nt
Organism: Folsomia candida
Lineage: Eukaryota; Metazoa; Arthropoda; Collembola; Entomobryomorpha; Isotomidae
Product: phospholipid scramblase 1
Exons: 12
Coding region: 661-1488 (275 amino acids)
Biological process (GO): plasma membrane phospholipid scrambling
Cellular component (GO): plasma membrane
Molecular function (GO): phospholipid scramblase activity
Source: RefSeq, a predicted model, not a curated record